Molecule: messenger RNA, 1231 nt
Organism: Cyprinodon tularosa
Lineage: Eukaryota; Metazoa; Chordata; Actinopteri; Cyprinodontiformes; Cyprinodontidae
Product: heme oxygenase 2-like
Exons: 7
Coding region: 48-1055 (335 amino acids)
Biological process (GO): response to oxidative stress; heme oxidation; heme catabolic process
Molecular function (GO): heme binding; heme oxygenase (decyclizing) activity
Source: RefSeq, a predicted model, not a curated record
AGAACUCGUCUUAACGUCAUGGUCUGCUGCAUUUGGACGUGAGACGCAUGUUUCGCAUUUACAAGGGUGAAGAUUCUGAGAAAAUCAGAAAGAUGAAUAAUAAUAUAACUUCUGAGCCCAAGCCCAAUGGCAUGAAGAAAGGAGGAGCCAGGAUUAUUGUGGACAGUGGUGAUGAGGUUCUAAGUCCAACUGACCUGUCUGAGAUGUUAGCUGAGGGCACCAAGGAGGCCCACGACCGAGCAGAAAACUGUCAGUUCGUCAAAGAUUUCCUCAGGGGCCGCAUCAUUAGGGAGUUGUUUAAGAAAGGAACUGCAGCAUUGUACUUUGUCUAUUCCGCCAUGGAGGAGGAGAUAGAGAAGAAUAAAGAUCACCCUUAUAUCGCCCCAAUCUAUUUUCCAACUGAGCUGCACCGUCAAGAGGCCCUGGCCCAAGACCUGGAAUAUUUUUAUGGAGAGGACUGGGAAAGCCAAAUCAGUCUCUCUGCAGGCACCAAGCCGUAUGUGGACCGAAUCCACGAGGUGGGAGAGAAGGACCCAGUGCUGUUAGUAGCCCACUCCUAUACCCGCUACAUGGGGGAUCUCUCAGGAGGACAGAUUCUCAAAAAAGUGGCCCAAAGGGCUCUGAAGCUGCCAACAACAGGGGAGGGUCUAAACUUCUACCAGUUUGAAGGAAUUACCAGCCAAAGGGGCUUUAAGCAGUUGUACCGAAGCAGGAUGAAUGAGCUGGAGAUGGACAUGGAGACCAAACAAAGGAUUGUGGACGAGUCCAAUCGGGCCUUUGCAUUCAACAUGAUGGUCUUCUCAGAGCUGGAAGAAAUCGGCAAAUCUGUCAAAGAGGAAGGACAGGAGGGGCACUUUGGACAUGGUCAUGGAGAGAUCUUUCAAGAAGAUGAUAUCAACAAAUGCCCAUACUAUGCUACUAAAAUGGCUAUCAGUGGGAAUCCCUCCUAUGCGCUCCAGUUAGCCAAGAUGUUUGUGGGUCAUCUGCCCUGUCAGGUUGCUCUAGCUGCCUGGGUUGCUCUCUUUACUGGCUUUACAGCCUGGUACCUUCUGUGAGCUUGUAAAAUGAUUGUCACUCCACACAUUUACCCUUCUUAGUUUGACUUGAUAACCUUGCAUAUAAUGCACUCUUAUUGACCUGUAGCAUUUAAUUGUACCGUUUUAAGGGUGUGUUGGACCUAUUUUUUGCUGAGUGAGUUUUUCCUUUCAGGAAAAUAAAGCUUUCUAAUUUU